Messenger RNA from Pleuronectes platessa (European plaice), 1593 nucleotides. RefSeq names its product EF-hand domain family, member B (gene efhb). NCBI's taxonomy places the organism in Eukaryota, Metazoa, Chordata, Actinopteri, Pleuronectiformes, Pleuronectidae. Bases 1 to 1593 code for a protein of 530 amino acids. The record is from RefSeq and is a predicted model, not a curated record. Gene Ontology annotation, molecular function: calcium ion binding. The transcript has 12 exons.
AUGAGCGACUCAGAGGAACACGUGGAAACACACAAACCCACGCCCUCCACCCCCCCGGGGGUACGGAAAUAUCGCAUGGCACCAGAACCAGGAGCUGCCAGGGUGCACCAUGGGAAGGCAGAUGAUCCAGAUGUGGCCAGCACUCUUGUUCAUGGCAUGAGGAACAUCCCAUGUCCUACUGUCAGGAGCUUGAUAAAUCCUCCCCUGAAGACUGUGUUCCAAAGUAAGCUCCUCGAGCUCCGUGAAGCAGAUACUCAGAUGGGACCUCCCCCCUCGAAUAAUGAAGAGGCUCCCUUCGGUGAUAAAACAAUUUGGGAUCACGAUAUGUGGGAUAUUAUUAACCCUCCAAAAACAGCCGAGCAGAUUGAAGCGGCUGCUCAGUUGGGGCAUGAAAAUUAUAUCCGCACCCACAAUGCCUAUUUUUCUGGUGAGCAGAUUGACAGGAAGUACAACUGGGGUCAGGAGACUAAAGACAGCAGGUUCGGGAAGGCCACGCCUCAUCAUGACGACGGACGCACUGCCGGCAAAACUCUGUGCUGGUACGGGGAGUCACGGAGGUUUUACAAUCCAAAGACUGUUUGGACAAGAUCUGGGGACAAGGACAGGAUGCAGCCAAAUUCUGACAAAGCUAACAAGAUGAGAAGAAAUCCCUUGAAUGUCUCCCAGGACCACAUCUUUGGACUGCCCAAGCCGCUGGAUGAAUUCGGUGCUGGAGAGGUCAUCCACUCCACGGAGCCCGGGCAGUACGUGAGGAUCCCAGGCCGGCAGCACAGCCUGGUCAGCGCAGUGCGAAUCCAUCUCAAGAGGCUCAACUUCCAGAACUUUCCCUCCCUGCUGCAGGCGUUCAGGCACUAUGACAAGAGCGGGAAGGGGAUGAUCAACAGAGACGACCUUCUGGCAGUUUGCCGUCAGUUCCAUCUGGAGGUGGACGAGUCGGUGGUGGACGACCUGAUCAAUUACUGUGACACCGACAAGGACGGACACAUCAACUUCCUGGAGUUCGCCAACUUCCUCAACUGGAAGGACAGGAUGCCAAUCGACGCUCGGGAUCGAUACAUCAUGAUGAAUGACAUGACGUCUCUGUCCCAAUCAGAACCGCUUCCUGCCGCUCAGGCCUUGAUUAAACCUGAAGACAUGGAGCCUGUGGGGCCAGACAGCACAAAGACGACUGUCAGGACCCUGAGGCGACUCCAGGAGGCCCCCGACCACUUCAUCACCUCCGCUUCCUUCAUCGGGGGAAACAGGGACCGUCCUCUCACACCAAACAGUCGCACAUAUGGAGUCCCGUCUGUGCGCUCCGACCUUCCGGCUCCGCACAUCGCCCGAGUCACCGACCGCAUCAACUACGGUGAUAAACCCUCGGUGGCAGAUCUCCUCAAUCCGUCGGUGGCCGCCCUCCAAGGUGCCUUCAAGGAACACUUCUUCUGUCCUCGCACCAAGGAGGAGAUCGCAGAGAUCUUCAGGAAUGUGGGCGUGGACAUUUCGGAGGACACCUUCGAGGAGGCCUGGUACCUGGCGUCCAUGAGGCAGCCGGACGGGGACGUUUGUGUCCAGGGUUUCAGCGACGUCCUCAAGGAAAUACAGGCCAUGUGA